GCAGCGGGCGGGGGCGCCCCGGGGCUCCGCGGCGGCCAUCGCCCCUCCUGCGGCUGGAGCGCGUCCAGAGCAGAGGCGCAGCGCCGCUCUGCUCUGCGCUCGCUCAGCGGUCCUCCAGCUCGUCGUCGUCCUCCUCCUCUUGCUCCUCCUUCUCCUGCCGGUGCCCUCGGCAGCCGCUCGGGCAGCCGGCUCCUCCUCUCCCUCCCUCCCCCUGCUCUUGCGCUCUCCCCGCUAACUUUCCCGAGCCCCGACCGGCGGCGCAGAGCUCCGGGGGUCUUCGCGGCCCACUGCAGACCGCGGGCUGCGCGCGGCUGUGCCUUGUACCCCAUCCCGGCGCCCCCGGCGCGCUCCGGAGACUACACAGCGAUGCCCGGGGCCGGGGACCGAGGCGCAGCCCGGGCGAGGUGGCUGGGCGCUGGGCUUUUGGGUCUCUUCCUGCUCCCGGUGUCCCUGUCGCUGGAAGUGUCUGUGGGAAAGGCCACCACCAUCUACGCUGUCAACGGCACGGAGAUCCUGCUGCCCUGCACUUUCUCCAGCUGCUUUGGCUUCCAAGACCUCCACUUCUGGUGGUCCUACAACACCAGUGAUACAUUCAGGACUCUCAUAGACGGGACGGUGAAGAAUGAGAAGUCUGACCCCAAGGUGAAGUUCAAAAAUGAUGAUCGCAUCACUCUGGAGGGUUCCACGAAGGAGAAGAUGAACAACAUUUCCAUUCUGCUGAGGAACCUGGAAUUCAGCGACACAGGCAAAUACACCUGUCAUGUGCAGAACCCCAAGGAGAAUAAUUUUCAGCACCAGGCCACCAUCUUCCUCCAAGUCGUUGAUAAACUGGAAGAAGUGGACAACACCGUGACCCUCAUUAUCCUGGGUGUCGUGGGUGGGGUCAUCGGGCUCCUCAUCCUCAUCCUGCUGGUCAAGAAGUUCAUUGCCUUCAUCAUCAAGAAGACUCAGGAGAAGAAGAAGGAGUGCCUCGUGAGUUCCUCAGGGAAUGAUAACACAGAGAACGGGUUGCCUGGCUCUAAGGCGGAAGAGAAACCACCAAUCAAAGUGUGAGCCCCCGUUGGGGGCCAAACAGCCAUCCGGGCCUCACUUGCUGAUGAUGAACUGAUGCUUGAGCCAUGUCCAUGAACCCACGUGCCUGAGACGCCUGCUGCUUGGCUCCAACUGUAGUCUUUCUGGGGAGAAACUGGGGUCCUGCCCAGCCAGCCCCCCCUUCCCCCAGCCAGGGCUCCCCAGGGAUGAGGGUUGGCCAGGGGAGGGGGUCUGUGGAAAGUUCAGGAAAGGAAAGGAGGGCUGGGUGGUGUGGAGGCUGGGUCCCCUGACACCUGGGGUUGCUGGGGUCUUCUUGAGUUUCCUCACCCUGAAUGAGCAAUACCUUGGUUUUCCUCCAGAUUUCUCUUUAAGAGAGGCUUGGGGGGGGGGAUCAGUGCGGCCUUCCUCAGUAGCUGGACACCAGUGAACAAUAGUGCGGCGAUCUAACCCUUUUGGUGGUGGAUGUGGCCUAGAGGACUCUGUACAGGAUCGGGGGUGGGAGCCUGAUGGAGGGGGACCUACAGUGAGAGGCUUGAUGGAUACCUGACCCCCCAGGUCCCUCUAGUAAGGCGUUUCCCUUCCUCCCCUCACAGGGUGUCUGGCAGCCCCCUCCCCAUCUCCACGCCCCACUGCUGCUUGGAAUCUGUGAACCCUCCCAACUCAGGCUGGCCACCUUGCUGUUGGGGGGUCCCGGCCCCCCUCACUGCUCCUCUGAUCUCUAAGUUCCUGAGGGGCUUGUGAGGGGGGCCCUCCAGCCUUCCUGGAGCACUGGGGUGCUGCCCAUGCCUUUCCUAGCAUUUCUUCUUGGGGAACCAGGACUGCAGAGGUGGGCGAGCCCAUGUCCAGGGCCUCUUGGCCGUUGGGAUGCCCACCCCAGCCCCAUCAGUGCUGGCUGCCCCUUCACCUCGGCAUGGUGGGCCCAUCGCUGCCCCCGGGAGCUCCUGAGCUUGCCUCUCCCCCGCUCCUCUUUCCCAGAUGGAGCAGGUGGUGUCAUCUUGCUUGAGGUGUUGUUCCCUCAAACCCUCCCCUCCUGUGGGUUCACGCCUCCCAUGCUCCUGCCCAUCCAUCACACCUUCUACCCUGGCCCAGGGUUGUUCACCUCCACCCCAGGAUCAAGGGCUUGCUUUCACCUCAGGGAUCCUCUUGUUUCAGAAGAGGGGGCCCUUGGGUUUUCUGGCUGCUUCCUGUUCAGCUGUGUCACCCUCUCCCCCCUCCCCCAGGGUUAGGGAGGAGCAGAGAGAGGGUGCUCAAUCUUCCGUUGCUUUCCUGAGAACUGGUUUGCACACCGUGUGUGUGGGGCUGGACUGUGCCUUAGCUCCUCGCGUCCUGGCUCAUCCCCUCCGUCCCUUCUCCAGCCUGUGAGGGACAGCCAGCUCUGGUGUGCUGGGGACCAGGGAGCUGGGGUGGCGUCACCCAUGGCCCCCUGGACAGUGAUGGAAUCUUGGAGCUGUCAGGGUCCCUGAUAGGGAACGCAGUGGUGGUGUCCCUGUGGGGCAGGAGGGUUGAAGGGAGCCGUGCGGUGUUAAAGGAGGUCUCCACCAUCUGCUCCUACUCCGUUCCUCUCUGAUACCCUGUCCUCUGGGCCUGGGAGGGAUGGGAGGGGGGUAGCCCCCUUUCCCAGAGGUUCUGGGGACUGCCUCAGGAUUCUCCGUCAGAAAGUGGCUGCAGGCCCCCACCAGGCUGGCGGUGGGGGGGUGAGGAGCAGCAGCUCCUGCAGUUGCCUGGCUGUGGCCGUGGCCUGUGGCCCUCACCCUGCCUGAUGGGUUUGCAGGGUCCCACUCUGUUCUGCCUCCAGGGCUGCCAUCCUUGUCCCCCCAGAACCCUAGGCUCAGACUCCGAUUUUCCUGGUUCGGGAGCAGACAGACCAGAGCUACCAGCCGUUUGGAAAACUUCUCGUGACUACCUUCCUGAAAACUGCUUUCUUCCCCCUUCCCAGUUCCAACAUUUGAACGAGCUGAAUCACCUGGGCUCCUCUUACUCUCUUCAGAGGAGGCCAGGUCGUAUAGAGCAGGGGGGUGUGGGGGGGAAGCGCCAUCCUCUCCACUUCUGGGUCUACUGUUGACUGAUGGGUGGGUCACGCAUCUUCUCUGGGCUCAGCUUUUCCCAUCUAUAAAGUGGGUGUAAUCAUACGUACCUUACCUCCCAGGAUUCUUGUGGGGCUUGGCGAGUUUUUGUUUAAAAAAAUCUUUUUGGCUUGGAAAGGGAUGUAGGAGGCCAGGCAUUAUAAUGGGAGGAAUUGUUCCAAGUCUGUCCUGUCCUCAUCUCUAUGUCCCAUCCCUAGGAGACACACACACGGACUCACACACAUGCACACGCACGCAUGCACUUUCUCACUCAUUCUUGCUUUCUCUCUCUUCCCACUCCUCCCCCUUGGAAUUAUUUUAGUCUUUGUAAUAUUAGAAACCUUGGCUCUGAUGCUUAAAGUUUCUUACCCCUGGCUUUUGUUUGGGAGUUUGUAAUAGAGGUGGUAUAAUAGGGACUGCGGGGGCACAUUUUUGGUAGCCUCAAUGCCUGGGGGCCCUAUGGGCAUUUAGUGAGUGCUCAAGAAUGCUCUAUUUCACCCCCACAACAGAGAAGUGUUCGGCCCCAGUGUGAGGUGAUUGAUGCCCUUGGAGGAACACUGGCAUGGAUUUGCAACAGAAUGUCUAUGGGCAAAACCACCUUCCCAGGCAAAGCCUCAGUGUGUGCAGAUCUCCAGGCCUGGUGAAGGUGUUUCCAGGGCUUGUGGGGUAGAGAGAGCCAUUUACAGAAUUGAUCUUGGGAGCCCUGGAGGCAUGCAGCUGUGCUGACAGUAAAGUCAGUGAGACCAAAGACGGAGUCUUUCCUAGCUCCCCAUCUUUGACCUUAAAACGGGACCCCAGCAUUGUAGGCCUUGGGUUUCUCCCUGGGUAGGAAUUGAGCAAAAGGCCAUCAGAAUGAACCUGGAAGGCUACAGUCUGGGAGCGGGGGCCAGUGGAGCUCAGGCUUUUCCCACCUGGCUGGCUGACCAGAGCUGGAGGUGGAGCGAGGGGUGUGACAGUGUGCCCCUGAGAUGGUGUCAGGUGAGGGUGUGUGGGUGGAGACGCAUGCUGUGGCCUGGGGGGCUGUGCAUGGCAGUGGGGAUGUAUGGACAUAUGUGUGCCUGAGAUGGGGGAGACUCAGCACAUUUGGGGAGCCAUCCUCCCUGGCCUGAACUAUACCUGUUGGGACACCAGGAGCCUGAGAAAGGAUAAGAGACUGAGGGGAAGACCAGCCAUGCUCUUAGGUUCCAUAACUCCAUGACUCCCUCCCACUGUUAUGGACAGCUGCCAGGAGUGCUGGGGGAGGGAGGACAAGGAGUGGAACUUCUUGAGAAAACGCUACGGCUUGCUUCACCUUACUGUGUCCGAGGUUGGAGUCCCUCCCCUCCCACCUCCCACCUGAUAUUCAGAGCUUUUAACUAUCUUAUGCAUGGUUUAUUCCUUUGGCUUGGAUGACAAUACCCAUAGUCAAUUUUUAAAUGUAACUGUAGAUCAAAACAAUGCAGCAAUGGGUCUGGGAGGCCUCUGGUCCAUGGGUGCCGCUGGGAGGCACAGAUGUGCACACACCCAGCAAUGACUUGUGUUCAAGCACAGAACAGAUGUGAUCAACGAUCUUGCCUUUAUAACACAUUUGGC
Ailuropoda melanoleuca (giant panda) is the source of this 4667-nucleotide messenger RNA. It is a transcript of the gene SCN4B, whose product is annotated as sodium voltage-gated channel beta subunit 4. NCBI's taxonomy places the organism in Eukaryota, Metazoa, Chordata, Mammalia, Carnivora, Ursidae. The coding region runs from base 367 to 1053 and encodes 228 amino acids. Gene Ontology annotation, cellular component: plasma membrane; voltage-gated sodium channel complex. The record is from RefSeq and is a predicted model, not a curated record. Gene Ontology annotation, molecular function: transmembrane transporter binding; sodium channel regulator activity. The transcript is spliced from 5 exons. Gene Ontology annotation, biological process: cardiac muscle cell action potential involved in contraction; regulation of ventricular cardiac muscle cell membrane repolarization; regulation of sodium ion transmembrane transporter activity.